AUGGCCUCCCACAAGAGCCUCGAUGGCUCAGCGUCUUCGCCUGAUACCCGUGCGCGCCUCGCGAAUCUCUACGCCGUUGUCAAGUCGCGGUGCCUGCGUGUCCCCCGUCUGGCGUCCCAACUUCUGAUCGCCACGGCUCUGCUCCUCACCCUCGUCUGCCUCGUGCCCUCGCAAACCAAGCAGUCGUUCCUUGGCGCCGACUUUUCCAACCACUGGAAAUGGCCAUAUUCUUCAACCGCUCCGGGCUCCCCUAUCUACAAUGUCAGCUCUGGAGGGCCCGUUCGCAUGGUCGUCUUUGGCACGCCCGAUGUUGCAUCACCCUCCAAGUCCAAGGGCAAAAGCGGCCCUAGCUGGACAGAGGCCCUUUGCGCCGAGCUGCGUUGUUCAUCACACGAAUCCUUCGUGCCUAGUCUUGACCUGCCCACCCAAGCAUUAACCUCCAACAGCCUCUACAAGCCCACCUUGCAGAAGCUGCUGGUUCCAGUUGCGGACCAGGCCAACUUGGGGGUUGACUAUCGUCAUGUCGAAAAACAAUACCCACUGGCCAGCACUGCCGAUAUCGCGCACCAAGUCAGCCAAUUUCUCAAGGGCCCAAAGCAGACCAACCCGCCUAAAGAGACUAUAUGGGUCUUUAGCUUCGGCACGUGGGACAUCUGGACCUUGGCGGCCUUGCCUCGCGAAGUGUCCCAGGGCUUGGUACAAAACAUGGUCGAGCAUCUCUUCAGUCAGAUCGAGCUUCUCUACAAGGCGUCCUUGUUGGUGGACUCCCCUGCCUACUCAGACUUUUGGGCCUACACCAAUGCAUCUCUUCUAGAGAGCUUGAAUGGCAACCCUUCGGCUGAUACCGUCGAGUCUUUCCGCAUCGUCAUUCCCGAACUCUUCGAUUUAUCAUUGACUCCGGGCUGGCACACCCAACGCCCCACACCUCCCGUUCCACACAGCAAGGCGGAGCAUAUGGUCAAUGCCGCAUUCCUUGUUGAUCACUGGAACUCCGAAGUCAGCGGCCGCAUGGACGCCUGGACCCGCCUUGCCGAUCCCGAGCCAGCGCACGAUGACACGGACGCCCCCAAGCGGCCUACAGACGCUGAAGGCAAGCCGUAUUUCGGACUCUGGAGUCCAACUGGAAAGUCCUCCGGCAAAGGUAGAGCCAGCGACGAAACUCUCCUCGUACCUUAUCCCCGCCGCGCCGGACUUCUCACAAACACGACGAGUUUUGUCAAGGAGGUUAUCAUCGAGUCGCAAUUGCGGGCAAGCGGGCUAGGAGAUGGACUUGGAAGAGGAAAACGGGAAGAUGAAGCGUUGCUUCGGUUCGACGAAGUGUGGACACCGUGCAUCUGGGACGGAGCAGCGUCCAAGCCUUGCAAGCAUUCUGACAGGCACCUCUUUUACUCUCCUUUUACCCUAGGAGAAAGGGCAAUCCGGGAGGCAGCGCGACAGACGGCCGAGGCAGUAGCAAUGCAGUUGUUCGCCAAAGAAGGCGAAUAUGACACGGCGGCCUCUGGGUGGAGGGUAGAGGGCGCCGCCAAGAGGAGACGAGCAAGUGAGAAGUCAUUCCGAGUUAAGGUGCGAUCAGCACGGUCAUCAUGA
Messenger RNA from Verticillium nonalfalfae, 1587 nucleotides. RefSeq lists its product as uncharacterized. The transcript is spliced from 2 exons. The record is from RefSeq and is a predicted model, not a curated record. Bases 1 to 1587 code for a protein of 528 amino acids. Lineage: Eukaryota; Fungi; Ascomycota; Sordariomycetes; Glomerellales; Plectosphaerellaceae.